AUGGGCGACGUGUCCAAAGUCAAGACGCCUGUCGAGUUGCUCCAAGCGAUCCCGACACAAGUAGAAAUCGUUGUUGACGGGCCCAGCGAUCAAGUGGUCUCGAUGGAUGAGGCAAUGCAUUUCCUUGUGCAACUCGUGGGCUUCCGGCGAUUCGAUUGA
Molecule: messenger RNA, 159 nt
Organism: Aphanomyces astaci
Lineage: Eukaryota; Oomycota; Saprolegniomycetes; Saprolegniales; Verrucalvaceae
Exons: 1
Coding region: 1-159 (52 amino acids)
Source: RefSeq, a predicted model, not a curated record